Messenger RNA from Drosophila arizonae, 1185 nucleotides. RefSeq names its product Makorin 1 (gene Mkrn1). NCBI's taxonomy places the organism in Eukaryota, Metazoa, Arthropoda, Insecta, Diptera, Drosophilidae. Gene Ontology annotation, biological process: protein polyubiquitination. Gene Ontology annotation, molecular function: metal ion binding; ubiquitin protein ligase activity. The record is from RefSeq and is a predicted model, not a curated record.
UUUAUCGAGGAUAUAAUCAAAUUUGUGAGUGUUUCAGGUCAGAACGUCUAGUUUGGUCAGAUCAUCUGUACAAACUUUUGCAAGCGCAAAAUGAGUUCCGCCAGCGUCGCAGAAGCUCCUGUUUUAAACAAUUUACCUGGACGAAGCCAAACGAUAUGCCGAUAUUAUUUACGAGGCAUUUGUCGAUUCGGUGACCUUUGUCGCUUCUCUCAUGAUUUAACGCUAGGCCAACCUGAAGGUGAGCAGCGUGCCCGCAACACAAAUUCAAACACCGGUGCCGAAGCGGAUGUGGAUGUGGAAGCUGAUGCUGAUGUAUUCCCUAGCACCAGUCGACGCAAUUGGGCAAAUGCGCCGAUCUUUGUGCCCGGCCAGAAAAGCUUCAUAGCCCAAUGCCUAAAGGACAAUCAUCUUGAAGACGAAGCUGCGGCUUCGGUUACUAGCAGUGCCGUUGUGCAAAGUGGGAUCUCAUAUGCGGAGAUUGUUGGUGGUCCUUCCACGAAUGACAUGGACGUUGUCUUUAAACAUGGUGAGCCGAACUCUUUGGAGGAGAUUUGUCCAUAUGAGAGUCCAUGUCCUUAUGGCGAGUAUUGUCCCUAUCGCAUACAUAUGGAACUAUGCGAGAUGUGCGACCAAUAUUGCCUGCAUCCCACGGACCAAGCUCAACGCAAGAAACAUAAACGUGAAUGUUUGCAKCAGCACGAACAGGCAAUGGAAUUAUCAUUUGCGAUUGCCCAGUCAAAGGAUAAGACGUGUGGCAUCUGCUUUGAUACCAUAAUGGAAAAGGCUGGUCGAGAGAAACGUUUUGGUAUUCUACCCAACUGUAAUCAUAUCUUUUGCUUGGAGUGCAUCCGUACAUGGCGACAAGCGAAACAAUUUGAGCAUAAAAUUACGCGAGCUUGCCCCGAAUGUCGUGUCUGUUCUGACUUUGUUUGUCCCAGCGCUUAUUGGGUUGAAACUAAGGAGGAAAAGGACAAACUGCUUAAUGAUUAUCGCGCGGCUCUCGGUGCCAAGGAUUGCAAAUAUUUCAAGAAAGGCGAAGGAAAAUGUCCUUUUGGCAACAAGUGUUUCUAUAAGCACGCUCUAGCCAACGGUGAUAUUGUGGAUGUUGGUUUGCCGAAGCGAGCUCGUAAAUUGCAUAGCCAAAAUCAACUAAUGGAUUUACUCGAUGUAAGUAUAUCAAACUAA